GUUUUGGUGGGAGUAGGCGGAUCCGCGCGCAGCCAAUGGGAAGGAGCCGCGGCGGCUGCCGGAAGUGACGUGUGCUGGGCCCGGGAGCGGGACCGGCCCCCGCCAUGGAGGCUUGGGUGCGCUUCAGCGCCCAGAGCCAGGCCCGGGAGCGCCUCCUCAGGGCCGCCCAGUACGCCUGUGCCUUGGCUGGGGCCGCGCUGAGCCGCGCCGGGAAUGGCUCCGGGGGCAGCUCCGGGACCCUGAGCCGCCUCCAGCACCUGGAGGCUCAUCUGAGCCUGGGCCGCAAGCUGCUGCGCCUGGGGGGCUCGGCCGAGGCCCUGGGGGGGGCCCAGCGCUCCCUGCAUCUGCCCGACCCUGUCCUGCGCUUCUGCCUCACCUUGUCCCACCUGAACCGUGCCCUCUUCCUGGCCUGUGACAACAUCUUGUGGGCCGGGAAAACUGGGAUCCUGCCCGGCCUUGCCAUGGACAAGUGGAGCCAGAGGUCCUUCAGGUAUUACCUGUUUGCCCUGGUGGUGAACCUGAGCCGGGAUGCCUACGAGAUCCGCGUGCUGCUGGAGCGCGCCGAGGCAGCCAGGAAGCGUGGGAAGAGCCCGGAAAACAGGCCCCAGCUCCAGGCUGAGGGCAGGAUCCAGCGUCUUCGGCUCCACCUGCAGCUCCAGCUGCAGCUCCUGCUCCAGGUGCUCCGGGACAACCCCCCAGUACUGCUGGACCUGCUGCGGAACGCCUGUGACCUGGUGAUCCCGCUGGAAAAGCUGGGGCUGUGCCGGAGCGGCCCAGGGCUUGUGGGGUUCUGUGGCCUCACCUCCUCAGUGCUCUCAAUCCUCACCAUCCUCCACCCCUGGCUCAAACUGAAGCCAUAGUUACCCCAGGGGCUUCCUCAGGAUGUUUGGGAUCCUGAGGGCUUAUCCCAGGAACUGAGACACCUCUGGAGCUGACUGGCUCAUUCCAUUCCCAUUGUUCCUGACUCCUUGGAGCAACAAGGUUCCAGCAUUGGAUACAGCGUUGGAUCCCAGAGGGACAUCAGCUCCCAAAAUGUGUUUCUUCCCAUUGGCUUUUCCAGCAGUUUUAGAAGUUCAACAUUCCCCCUUUCUGCCCAGGAAGCACCUUUAACCUGGAGCCAGCUAAUGGGGAAUAUUUGGGGCUGGAAAAUGUGGAUUCCUGGGAGUUUCUCACGGUUUUUAUGGGGGGUGAAGCCAUGGGUUUGGGAUGAUUCCAAUGCCAGAUAGCGUGUCCAACCCUGAACUGUUUGGACAAUUUUCCUGCAUUAUAAGAAAUCUGAGUGUAGGGAGAGGGGAAUGGGAGGAAUGGUGUCAGGAAUAAAUCUAUGGCUUUGGGGGGAAAUACAGGCAGGAAUUUGCCCUUCUGGCCCUUCCAUGAAAGCCCAGGGGAAGGAAGUGACCAGAGGGAGUUUCGCCAAGCUGGGGGGUCGCUCUCAUCAUUCCCGUGUGGAUUUCCCUCUGUUGGAGAACACAGAGGCCACUCUGUGGUUCCCAGCAGAUCCAGCUCCCUCCCUCUGCGCAGAGCUGCACAGGUCCACCUUGGCUGCACUCCCCUUGCAGGUAUCCUGUUCAGGGGUGUUUUUUUGGGAGAUUCACAGUGUGGCUGCCUCUCAGUUGGGAUUCCCUGCACCCGGUGUUCCUGGUGCUGCUGCCUCACUGAAUUCCCUUUUUCCCUGGAUUCUGUGACACUGAAUUGCAAGUGGCCCCAACCCAGCUCUGAUGUCUGCUACUGAGCCCUGGACCAAGGGACACACUGGGAGCUGGGAAUUACUUAAUUUCAGAGGCAGGUUGUCCUUGGAUCUGUCCCUGGGAGAGCAGGAAUAUCCUCUUGAAGGUUUUUGGGAGCUCCGUACCGAAACGCUGCCCACUCUUGGGCCCAUCUGGGCUGUGCCAAAGGCUUUUUCCUGGGAAAACCAGUCAUUGAAGACUUUGGAGCAGUGUAUAUCCCAGUGGGAAUUGGGAUGGGUGGGAAGUGCUCCAGGGGAUCCCACAGUAUCAGUGUAAUUAAGUAAUUAAUUUAAUUAUUAAAGUGCAGCGGCCUCCA
This is a messenger RNA of Prinia subflava (tawny-flanked prinia), 2043 nucleotides long. RefSeq names its product peroxisomal biogenesis factor 11 beta (gene PEX11B). Gene Ontology annotation, cellular component: peroxisomal membrane. NCBI's taxonomy places the organism in Eukaryota, Metazoa, Chordata, Aves, Passeriformes, Cisticolidae. The transcript has 4 exons. The record is from RefSeq and is a predicted model, not a curated record. Bases 105 to 860 code for a protein of 251 amino acids. Gene Ontology annotation, biological process: peroxisome fission.